GUUCCUCACAACUCAGUUAAUAGUCAGCAGCGUCUUCUCUCCAUUGGAUUACCCCUUCCUCUGUUACUUUGGCCGCUUGUAGCUUUAUACCACUACUCCUUCUUUGAGCAAACCCGCAGGUCGAGUCUUGCUCCUCAAACUACUCCUCUCUAAUCUACCACCAGCAACAAUGCGCUUCAGCACUAUAUUUACCCUUGCCACCUAUGGCCCUCGGCUUUGCCGGUGAGGUCAUUGCCAAGCCCAGCCUCGUCAUCGGCUACUACCCGUCAUGGAAGCGCCAGUACAUGUCGGCCAUUGACUUCACCAAGUACACCCACAUCAACCUGUCCUUUGGUGAUUGGUUUACUCCGCAAGUUGUUACGGAGAUGCACGGCAAGGGCGUCAAGGUUCUGAUGUCUGUCGGUGGUUGGACCGGCUCCAACCUGUUCUCCAACAUCCUUAAGAACCCAACCACACGUACUACGCUGCUCAACAGCAUGACCGACUACGUCAAGAACAUGAACCUUGAUGGUAUCGACAUUGACUGGGAGUAUCCGGGCCGAAUGGGCAACAACUGUAACGUUAUAGAUGCCGCCAACGACACCCCCAACUUCCUCAAGUUCGUGCAGGACCUGCGUGCCCAGUUCGAUUCGACUUUUGGCACUCGCCAGAAGCUGAUCACUAUGGCUGUGCGCGUUGAACCCUUCGACGUGAACGGUGCUCCAUCUGCUGACGUGUCUGCGUUCGCCAAGGUUGUCGAUUUUGCUAACCUGAUGCAGUACGACAUUAACGGUGGAUGGAACCCGCAGACUGGCCCUAAUGCUCCGUUCAACUACGAGAAUGGUAAGGGGAUGCAGCUCACAGCUGGAAUUGGCUUCUAUGGUCGCUCGACCACAGCUACUGUUGACAUGACCCUUGACCCGAACAACCAAUACCAGAACCAGUCAUCGGUUGUUCCUCUUGGCGAUUCGGAGGAUGCUCCCUGGUAUGAUGCCUGCGCAGGGGCAACUGCCAAUUCGGGAACCUGGCAGUGGAAGCACCUGCGUGACCAGGGCCUUUUGUCGGCACCGACUACUGCGAAUGCGCCGUGGGUUCGCAAGUUUGACCCUAUUUCGCAGACACCGUGGCUGUUCAACCCGAACACCAAGAUCUUUAUCUCGUACGAUGAUCCCCAGAGCAUCAAGGUCAAGGUAGACUAUGCCGCUGCCAAGGGUCUUGCAGGAGCCAUGGUUUGGUCUGCCAACAUGGACUACAACGGCGAGUUGAUGAAUGCUAUUCAGGCCUGGCCCGGAAACGGUGGUGGCUCAACUACCACUACCACCCCUGCCCCUCCGGUCACGUCAACGACUAACACGGCUACUUCCUCUGCUCCUGGAACCACCACUGACCCGGCUCCCACGUCGACCACUGGUGGAGGCGGACCAGUUGCUGGUGGCCCCUGCUCAUCGCAGGGUGCCUACCAGUGCGCAGACACUACUGGCAAGAAUUCGGCAUACUUCAUUUGCAACAGCGGCACCUGGGUCCAGCAGGCAUGCGGCUCCGGAACCGCCUGCUUCCAGUCUGGUGCGAACAUCGUCUGCAACUGGCCAACUGCUUAAACCCCUCGUAUACUUUGACAAGAUGCAAUAUCCUAGUAGCUAGUAUAUUGUAAUCCAGGAAGCGUGACCCUCAAGCACUGUUGCCAGUAAUUAGGAGUAGGUUUGGGGUAGUUAAAGUGGCAGGUUAA
Linderina pennispora is the source of this 1705-nucleotide messenger RNA. RefSeq lists its product as uncharacterized. NCBI's taxonomy places the organism in Eukaryota, Fungi, Kickxellomycota, Kickxellomycetes, Kickxellales, Kickxellaceae. Gene Ontology annotation, biological process: chitin catabolic process; carbohydrate metabolic process. The transcript is spliced from 3 exons. Gene Ontology annotation, cellular component: extracellular region. The record is from RefSeq and is a predicted model, not a curated record. Bases 204 to 1577 code for a protein of 457 amino acids. Gene Ontology annotation, molecular function: chitin binding; chitinase activity.